GGGAGGCAGAGGACUGACGAACUAGAAUCCACAAGUUGAUUCUUAAAACUGCUGAAAGAAAAGGAUUAGAGAAGAAAGAGGAGAGAGGAAGAGGAGAGAGAAGACCUCUGUCCUGCUGAACCUGGGCUGUUACACGCUGAAGACACCGAGGGAAAGCUCAAAGAUGGGAAGAUGCAGCAGGAAGCUUCAGAAAGCUUGAGCCCCCCCUGAGCUCCCCUCGACCCCUGACCUCCACCGUUACCCAUCAUGCACCUGCCGUGCCGAGGGCGUCUGAAGCUGCUGCUGGCGUCCGUGACAACCGUGUUCCUGCUCACCUGGUUGUACCUGCUGGCUGGGAACCUGGAGACAGACCGCUCCCUCCUCCUCCCCCCCUGCCUGGGAGAGACUUCAGAGCCGGCCCUUCUGGAGUCGCGGCUUCGCCAGGUAGAGGAAGAAAACCGACAGAUACGGCUCCAGCUCGGCCAAUCCCGCGCCAGCGUCGCCGCACAGCCGCCCCUCCCCGACGGUAACUACGGCAACCAGCAGUGGGGGGCGUCGGCGGACACGGGCCCUGAGGAUGUGGAGAGCACGGCGGAGGAGAGGGGCAACCACUCAGACUGUCCUCGCUCGCCCACCGUAGAGAAGUGUGAGCUGAUCCAUGUAGCGUGUGUGUGUGCCGGUCACAACGCCAGCAGAGACGUGGUCACUCUGGUCAAGUCCAUCCUGUUCCACAGGAGAAAUCCGUUACAUUUCCAUUUCAUCACAGACACAGUAGCCAAUCAGAUCCUGAGUACUUUGUUCCAGUCGUGGAUGGUUCCAUCUGUCCAAGUCAGCUUUUACGACGCAGAUGAACUCAAGUCGGAGGUGUCCUGGAUCCCCAACAAGCACUACUCUGGGAUCUACGGCCUGCUGAAGCUCACUCUGACCAGAGCCCUGCCCCCUGACCUCACCAAGGUCAUCGUCCUGGAUACGGACAUCACGUUUGCCACGGACAUCGCCGAGCUCUGGGCCAUCUUCAGGAAGUUCACCGAGAAGCAGGUGAUUGGUCUGGUGGAGAACCAGAGUGAUUGGUACUUGGGGAACCUCUGGAAGAACCACAAACCCUGGCCUGCCCUUGGGAGAGGCUUCAACACUGGGGUCAUUCUGCUGUACCUGGAGCGCUUGCGUCUGAUUGGCUGGGAGCAGAUGUGGAGGCUGACCGCAGAGAGGGAGUUAAUGAGCAUGCUCAGUACAUCUCUGGCCGACCAGGACAUCUUCAACGCGUUCAUCAAGCAGAACCCCGUCCUGGUGCACCAGCUGCCCUGCUUCUGGAACGUUCAGCUGUCAGACCACACACGCUCAGAGCAGUGCUACACAGAGGUGUCUGACCUGAAGGUGAUCCACUGGAACUCCCCUAAGAAGCUGCGAGUGAAGAACAAGCACGUGGAGUUCUUCAGGAACCUGUACCUGACCUUCCUGGAGUACGACGGCAACCUGCUGAGGAGAGAGCUGUUUGGCUGCCCCAGCCAGGCCUCACCUGAGGGCCUAGGGCUACAGGAAGCUCUGGAGGAGCUGGACGAGGACGACCAGUGUUAUGAUUUCCGUCGUGAGCGAAUCACAGUCCACCGUGUGCACCUGUACUUCCUGCAGUACGAGGACACGCCCCUCCUCGAGGACACGCCCCCCGGAGACGACAAUGACAUUACCCUGGUCGCUCAGCUGUCCAUGGACAGGCUGCAGAUGCUGGAGGCCAUCUGUAAGCACUGGGAGGGCCCCAUCAGCCUGGCUCUCUACCUGUCAGACGCCGAGGCACAGCAGUUCCUGCGCUACGCCCAGGCCUCCGAGGUGCUGAAGGGCCGCACCAACGUGGGAUACCACAUCGUCUACAAGGAGGGCCAGUUCUACCCCGUCAACCUGCUGAGGAACGUGGCCCUCAGGAACGCCAACACACCCUAUGUGUUCCUGGCGGACGUCGACUUCCUGCCCAUGUACGGCCUCUACGAUUACCUCAGGAAGGCAGUGGUGCAGCUGGACAUGGCCCACACCAGGAAGGCUCUGGUGGUUCCUGCCUUCGAGACACUCAGAUACAGACUCUCCUUCCCCAAGUCCAAAGCAGAGCUGCUCUCCAUGCUGGACAUGGGGACACUCUACACCUUCAGGUACCACGUCUGGACCAAAGGCCACGCCCCCACGGACUACGCCAAGUGGCGUACGGCGACCACGCCCUACCGGGUGGAGUGGGAGGCGGACUUUGAGCCGUACGUGGUGGUGAGGAGAGACUGUCCUGAGUAUGACCAGCGCUUCGUCGGGUUCGGCUGGAACAAGGUGGCCCACAUCAUGGAGCUGGACGCUCAGGAGUACGAGCUGAUGGUUCUUCCAAACGCCUUCAUCAUCCACAUGCCUCACGCCCCCAGCUUCGACAUCUCCAAGUUCCGCUCCAGCCCCGCAUACCGCUCCUGUCUGACCACUCUGAAGGAAGACUUCCACCAGGCCAUGUCCCGCAAGUAUGGCUCCGCCGCCCUCAAGUACCUCACAGCUCAGAGGAACAUCUAGCCUCCCUGGUGCCCUCGGCCUGGUGCCCUCGGCCUGGUGCCCCCGGCCGGGCGGAGGCGGAGGUGCUGCCUGCAGGGGUGGACACUGCGCUGGGUCCUGCGGUCCUGCUGAGGGACACAUGGCUCCUCACCGUCACAUUGGAAUAACUACAGAAGUCUGACAGGAAGGACUCACCUGACGGAUUUACCAAACACAAAGGGUGACUUAAUGCUUUAGGAAUGUGGAUCUGCUGGAUGUCAGGAUUCUGUUUGACAAUCAGGCCUCUUUCUGAUAUGCAGAGAUGAUCUGUGGAGGACUGGAGGGGUGGAGGACUGGAGGGGUGGAGGACUGGAGGGGUGGAGGAGAGCUGUAGGAUGUGUCACAUCAGAAUCAAGCCACAUCUGACCCACAGGAUGAAACUCUGGUCUCACGUCCAGAGACCAGUCAAACUGGAGGCACAUUUAAGCCUUAUGAUAAUUAAUUGAUAAUAAAAUAAAUACAUUUCCAUAAUAUUUAAUAAGAUAUUUAAAGAGUAUUUUUAUGUCUCGAGGUGCAAAUGAUUCUUAAUGGAGAACGAUCGAUGUUUUGAUCAAAACAUGUUGCAUAAUUAUACUGUUUUAUUUUAUUUAUAUUAUUUUCCUUUAUUUUUUGCCCCUCUUGUUAAGAACAUACUCUGUACAUCUGGGUGUGGAUUAUUCUGGAAAAUUGUACACUGGUACACUGGUGAGGUGAAACACAAUUCACUAUUGCAGAGACAAAUUGAACAGACUUAAUUCAGGAUUUAAUGCAUUUUCUAGUUCAUGUAAUUGACCAUGAUAAGAUAUCAAACAUGACACAUGGUUUCGAUGAAGCUAUUUUAGUCUCCAGAUUUGAGUGCUCUGUUUAAUGGCAACACAAUCAGUUCACCAGGGUACAUGUAAUAUGUACUCACAUGUGAGUGUGUGUGCGCAAGUGUGUGUGUGUGUGGUCUAGCCCAGAGUGAUACCAUCUCUUUCGUCUCUCGUCACAUUGAUAAACUUCAUCUCUCCUCCUCUCAUCUCCUCUCCUCCUCUCAUCUCCUCAUCUCCUCUCCUCCUCUCAUCUCCUCAUCUCCUCUCCUCCUCUCAUCUCUUCUCCUCAUCUCCAUCUGUAUUAUGUAUGGGACAAAAGGUAUAUAAAUAAAAUAUUACUAUCAUGUGACUGUCAACGAGCAACACCGGACGAUAACAGGACUUGUCUUGAUGCAUCUGCAGUCAUGGGGUCACCAGAGAGAACUCAACACGGAUUACCAUAGGGACGCGUAUGCAAAUCUACCAGGACCCCUGCCCCCCCCCCCCCCCCCCCCCUGCCCCCCCGCAGUAAAGCUCGUGCCUUGCUGUGAAGAGUGAUUGUACUGUGGUUGCGUCCCAGUGGGCCUGGAUGGCGUCAGGCUCGCUUUAAUAUUGUUGAGUCAGAUCAAUCAUAUUUUUCUAUGCAGGGGGACCAAGUGCUUUAAAUAAAUCUGAUCUUUUUUCAAA
This is a messenger RNA of Osmerus eperlanus (European smelt), 3986 nucleotides long. It is a transcript of the gene large2, whose product is annotated as LARGE xylosyl- and glucuronyltransferase 2. The record is from RefSeq and is a predicted model, not a curated record. The coding region runs from base 247 to 2511 and encodes 754 amino acids. Gene Ontology annotation, biological process: protein O-linked glycosylation via mannose. Gene Ontology annotation, cellular component: Golgi apparatus. The transcript has 15 exons. Lineage: Eukaryota; Metazoa; Chordata; Actinopteri; Osmeriformes; Osmeridae. Gene Ontology annotation, molecular function: glucuronosyltransferase activity; xylosyltransferase activity.